Molecule: messenger RNA, 1417 nt
Organism: Geodia barretti
Lineage: Eukaryota; Metazoa; Porifera; Demospongiae; Tetractinellida; Geodiidae
Source: the annotation of a GenBank genome assembly
UAAGAAGGUGCGCACUAAAUAAACUGCGGAGUCACUUUUCCUCUAAAAGUGAGCCCUUUAGUGGAUGGCGGAGCUGUUUAGCACCGGCGAGAGCAGCAGUGAGGAGGGAUGGGACACGGAGGACAGCUGGGGGGGUGAAGAAGGAAGGUUGCGAGCUCGCGGGGACGGCGUAACCCCGCGAAACUCGUCUCUUAUUAGUAGUUCGGGGUUGUCAGCCAUGAGCGGCCCUCCUUGUGGGACUCUCCGUCUCGACAAGACGCACGCCAUGGUCGGAGACUUGGUGGGCGUUUAUUGGGACAUUCCCUCGGUUCAAACCAGCGCCAGUGACUGGAUAGCCGUUUAUGAGAGGGGUGAAGAAGACAUUGAGCAGUACCUGGAUUAUCGCCUUCGUGGAGAGUCUCAAGACAGACAUGGUCACGUGACAUGGAAUUUGGACCACAAUCUCUUCGAAGCAAGUGAACAGACUGACAUUUUCUUUGCCAUUUUCCAAGCCAACAACUCGUGUCUGGCCCGCAGCUCAAUGCUAACUGUGACUAACAGAAACUUCUCGACCAGCAGUCAAGUGCUAUUAGCUCCACAAUCUACUGAGCCUUGCACCAUUAGGAUUGAAGGUAUAUUUUGUAGCAACUUGCGAACAAAGCUGUUCGGAAAACCCGACCCCUUUCUGAAGAUGGGCGUGGUCCCGGGACCACGCCUACUUCGCGCUGCCUGCCACGCCCAGAGAGUUGUCACCGACCCUUGUUUCGGCUCAGUCCACCCACAAUGGAUCCAGUCGUACGAGUUUGGAGUCGUGUCCACUGACGUUCUAGAGAUCGAUGUCAGAGAUAAAUUUGUGGCUAGUCGGCCAUCUUUCACCCAUUUCCUCGGCAGAGCCAGGAUCCCCGCCUCGCAACUACUGAGACGAUCAUCCGUAACACUGACUCUACCGCUGCAAAAACGGUUACCGAGCGAUCGAGUUACAGGGACACUUACUUUUACAGUCACUCAACCGACAAUAAUGGCUGAGGAGAGAGAGGAGAGAGAGGGGGGAAGGAGAGGGGGAAGGAGAGGGGGAGAAGAUGAGAGAAGAGAAGAGGGAGGAGAACAGAGAGAGGAAGCAGAACAAGCGACCAGCAAUGAGACAGAGAGUUCAGCAGUUACAGAGUCAUCGAUUCAAAAUCUCCCUGGACCAACUGCCACUCAUGAACCUCCAUUGUCUCUGGCUGGUGCCGAGCAAUUGGAAUUGGCGGGGGCGACCCCUCUCACAGCAGCUGCAAAUGACUCUCUCCCUCUGUCAAGACAGCUGUCACACGACCCACAAACGAAUUCUCGUCUGAACCAGAUCCGCAGCCAGUUGUGUGGGCGUGGCCUCCAGCGAGGGUCUCAGUCUCUCUACACGCGCUCCCCGGCCCACCAGCGUCGCCUGCAGUUCACCGUG